Vairimorpha ceranae is the source of this 1716-nucleotide messenger RNA. Its product is annotated as trna (cytosine -c)-methyltransferase isoform 2. The transcript has a single exon. Gene Ontology annotation, biological process: RNA methylation. The record is from RefSeq and is a predicted model, not a curated record. Lineage: Eukaryota; Fungi; Microsporidia; Nosematidae. Bases 1 to 1716 code for a protein of 571 amino acids. Gene Ontology annotation, molecular function: methyltransferase activity; RNA binding.
AUGGGUUUUGAAGAAUUUGCUCUAUUUUAUCGACAAACUUUAAAUUUUACUGAACAAGACUUUUUCAAUUUACUUUCUAUUUUAGAAAAACCUCUACCUUCGAGUUUAAGAAUAACUGAUACACCUUUUAAACAUUUAAUCGAAAAAAGAUUAAGUAAAAUGAGAAAAUCGCAGUUUUUUACUAAUGUCUACGAAGCACCUAGACACAGAAUUCCUAAUAAAAAGUUUAUUAUCAACCAGACAAAAGCAGGGCACAUACAGAGGCAAGAAGUUGUUUCUAUGUUACCUGUUUUAUUAAUGGGAAUGGAACCGUCUUUUAGCGUUCUUGAUAUGUGUGCCGCUCCUGGAUCCAAAACAAAACAGCUGUUAGAGAUUAUUAAUGAUAAAGGAUUGGUAGUAUGUAAUGAAGUAAAGUUUAAAAGGAUGCGAAUUCUUGUUUCUGAAACGUGCAAAAUACCACGGCGGGGGUUUAUGGUUCUAAGGCAUGAUGCAUCUACGCUUCCUGUAUUUAAAAAAGAUUUUGACCGUGUUUUGUGUGAUGUACCAUGUUCGGGUGACGGUACAACAAGAAAAAAUUAUGGUGUAGUUCCUAAUUGGUGUAUAAAUAAUGCGCUAUCUCUAUGUGAAUUACAAUUUAGUAUAUUAAAGAAUGCAAUUAAUUUUGUUAAAGAUGAUGGUCUUAUAGUUUACAGUACCUGCUCGUUAAAUCCAAUUGAGAAUGAGUGUAUUAUUCAAAAAGCUGUUUUAGAAUUGGAUUUAGAGAUCGUAGAUUUAAGAAAUAAUAUAAAUGAAAAAUUUUUAUCUAAAAAGUUUAAAUUUAGAGAAGGAUUAACAAAAUGGAAUAUAAAUAUUAAAAAUUAUAAUGGAAUUAAUUUUGAGCCUGUUAAUGAUAAUAUAGGAUUGUCUAAGUGUAUAAGGGUACUCCCACAUGAUCAAAAUACAGGAGGAUUUUUUAUUACUGGAUUAAAAAAAAAGAUUAAAAGUUUAAGUGUAUUGGAUGGUAAAAAUGUAAGUGAAAGUAUAAAUAUAUAUUUAUCGGAAAUUAAUAAUUAUAUAACAGAAAAUACUAAUAAUCUAUUAGAAAAUACUAAUAAUCUAUUGAAAAAUGAUAUGGAAGCAAUAAAAAACAAUAUAAAUUCAAUAGAAAAUGAUAUAAUAAAUGUAGCAGGAAAUAAUAUUAAAAUUAAUGAAAUAGAUAUUCAAUUUAAUGAAUUAGAAGAAUGCAUUUCAGAUCUUAAAUUUAAUAAAAUUGAUACAAUAAAAAAUAAAAAAGCACGGGGAUUUUCUAUAAUUAGUGAUGAACUAAGAGAAGCACUGUCUAAAGAAUAUAACAUUAAAGAUAAAAUUCUUGUACAAAAAAAAGAAGGAAGUAUGUUUAUAUAUGAAGUAAGUCAAGAAGUACUAGAAAUAAUGAAUAAUAAAAAUCUAACAAUUGACUUUUACGGGUAUAAAUUAUUCGAAAAAAAUAAUUUAAAUGAAUCAGGUUACAUGUUAAAGGCAGUACCAAAAGAAAGCAGUCCUGAUUUUGAGAUUUCGCAAAAACAACUAGCAGAUAUUUUAUAUAAUGGUGAGUUACAAUAUGAAUACAAAAAAGGAUCAAUCAUUGUACUAUUGAAAGAUUUUAAUAUUAUGGUUAGUGGACAUUCAAAUGGUGAUCAUAUCACUUUAAAUAUAAAUUAUAAAUUACAAAGAGCACUAAAAGAUUAUAUUAAAUAA